GCGUUAAUUGGAAAUGGGGAACAUGCCUUCAUAACCACCGUCCCCCUCUCUCCCUCUUCAUUUACUGUUACUCUAAAGAGCACAUUCUAGUUAUCUGAACUGAAGAAAAUGAGCGUGUCUCCCGAGGCAAAGCUCCUCUGCGUCCCGUACAAAGAAGGCUACAGCCCCGAGAAGAUACGGAAAAAGAUACUGAGAAGACUACAGAAGUUAGAGAGAAAGUCCACGCCCAGUGCAUACGUGAAGUCCCUCCCUGGUGUCCCAGCAAAUGAAGUACUGAGCAUCGUAAGCAACUCCAAGUACAUAGCAUGUCUGCUUAAAGAUGGACGUGCCUGUAGAAUGAAGGUCUCCUCUUCGUCGAAUCUAACAAUGUACCAAGUUCCGCCCGAUUUUAAAACGGGCGGAGCAAGACCUGGUGGACCUGAGAACAGCCUACAGGUUUUAUCGGAUGCUGAGUAUGCACGUAGGCUUCAAGCCCAGUUCGAUCAAGAGAGGGAUUUUCGUCCUAACAGCAGGAUUGGACGCAGUGAUCUUGACAUCCUGCGUGGUUUGAACAGCUCGCCGUUUUCUGGGAUCCCCACACUCACUUCCAUCGCUUCUCCUCCUUCCUCUUCCGCUCAACUGAACACAAACUUCACGUCAUCAUCUCCCACUCCAGACUUCACCGCCAUCAGUAACCCCGCCUACCUCCCCGCCUCUGUUACCUUCCUUACGACCGGCUCCGGUCCGUCCGUCGUCGCUGUGCGUACCUUUAGACCGGUCGACGGUGCAUCGGUUGCCUCUCAUUCCGUCAAUAACGAUCUCAUGGAUGACAGGGACAUUGGCGAUAAGGCUCGUGAUGAUGAGGGGGCGGCCGGAGGGGGAGGGGCUGGCUCUGACGCUGCCUCUGGUGCUGCGGCCGGGAGGAAAAAGAGAGAAGAGGUGUGGCCACAAAUGGGGGAACUGGAGUGGAUGAUUGUGAAGCAGAAUCCCGAGUCUCUUGGUUCCGAUAAUCGAUUCGUCUCUAUCGCUGCUCUUCAUUCAGAGAUACUGCUAGUAGGCGGGGCAUCUGGUCAGUUAUAUUCCUGGCCUUGUGACGAGGGUGUGGUCAAUCCACAGCCACACCCACUUACAAGAGAACUUGGACUCGCUAGCGAAAGGAUUUCCUUUCUCUCCUCGAGCGAUAUUCGAGCAUCAAUCAUAACUGAAUCAGGAGGCGUGGCUACAUUUUACGAUCAACUUCUAAGAGGUUGCUCUGAAGCAGGUGCUCCUCCAUUGGUCAGUUCUCUCUCUCAUUCGCUUACUUUUCCCUCAGAAUUCACAACCGAUUCAAUCUCGUCUCUCUUUGUCUCUGACUUCCUUACCUACGUCAUUACCAAUGGAGGGAAAGUCUACUGGUGGGGACUCUGUCCUCAAGUUAAAUCUUCUUCUCCAGCAUCAUCUGAUGCUCAUUCUUCCUCUGCAGCCUCUUCCAUUGUUGAGGGCUCUUUGGUACGCCUAAAGAACGGUCCACCUUGCGGUCCUAAUGCCCUCGUCCUCCAUUGCUCCAAGACUCACGGUCCACGUGUGGGUCAGACCGUUAAUAUAAUUGAAAAGGGCAGCAUAGACCCAACGACCAGCGUAUUGGUAAAGAUAUUAAAGCAGAUGGUUCAAGAAGGCGAGGAUGGAAUGGGUAAGGUCCAGCAGUACGAGUCUCUUGAAAUAUGGAAGCAGUCCGAUGUUGUUUUUCUUGAUGAUUCUCCUGCCGUUCUUGGUAAGGUUGUGGCUGUGGAUAACAACCAGGCAAUCAUUGAUGUUUCUUAUGCCCAGCAUACUGACAUACAGACAACCUCUAAGCCUCAGAAUUCGCUCAAAGUUUAUCGACUUGCCGAGCUCUCUCUUUGUAUGGGUGUUGAAGCAACCGCUAAUGCGACCGUGGAGGCCACACCUACUUCUCACAGUCAGCCGGUCAGUCGUCACGUUGCCGGUAUCGUUCAACACGCCCCCGUGUGCAUCCUUGACCCUGCCCCUCUCCCACCCACGUCCCUCCCUCCCAUUAUUGACGACAGUAUGGGCGAGACUAAAGGUCCCUCAAUGCUGAGAGGAUUCCUUCCUGUAGCGCUCCACCCGACCAACAGUGGACCAUAUCUACUCAUCAAGAGGAUCGAAGAUGAUCAAACAUUCUUUGUGUGUACUUCGGGCACGUCCUCGGGCUUGAUUCAAAGUUCGUCUUUCGUUGCUACGGGUGGGCGAGACACAAAGCCUCAAAAAUGCACGCUAGAGGAAGAGAGUUGUCACGCUUACGAGUGUGCUCUGGAGGCUUGUCCCAGUCUUUUACCUGCUCCCACUGAGAGGGCUGUCCCUAAGCAUGCCGGGAGGAAGAGGAGAAGGAAAGGAACUCAAACGAGUAAUAACGAGACACUUUCUGUUCCUACUCCUCCAGUUCUUCAUAAAACAGCUUCAAUCAUUGACAUGUAUAACUCUGAGGUUCUCUGCAUUAAGGACGUUCACGGUGUUCUCAUUCCCAUUCCGCCCGGACUCAAACUCAAACCGGAUCCUCCUCGGUACCUGGAUCAUCUUGCUGGCUGGUUUCCAAACAGUGAUCCCGUGCUCUAUAAUUCUUAUCAUUCUCUGAUGUCCCGUCAGUAUAUGCUCAAUAAAAAUAAGAACAUGAUCAUGUUGCUAGUUGUUCCCAUUAAACAGACCCUGUUGCCUUCAGUAAUGAAAAUUGAUACGAUUUCCGUUGAGAGAAUAGUCCGCUCUAUCUCAAACACCACGCCCCCAACUGACCACUCCUCCUCGUCUCCCCCAACAACUAAUGGCGGAGACAGUCCCCCAGCACCAAAGAAGCCAGCCCUGGAGCCUGUGGCCGACGUUGAAAUGAUGGAAUCAAAAACCUCUGAACUUGAGCCGUCCUCGAUGAACGUUGAUACCGAGGAUUCCAAACCCUGUUCCAGUCCUGGUAUGGGUCUGAGUCUCUCUCCUUCAGUAUUGUACGAGUAUACUGCUCACAAUUAUAAUGUGAUGCACGUUUGUGUGGCCAGGAAGGACAGGGACGAUGAUGGAUCCAAUAAGCAAUUCAUACCUUAUAAAGGUGAUAAUGGAGCUAAUUAUCAGAGUCUCACAGCUUACCCAGAGUAUCGUGACACCAGUUUUGAGGAGCUGAGGACCAACUACUACAAUAAAGGAGGAGGCUAUGAGAUAUCCCCCGACAUGAAGAGGGAUUUCCAGGACCUUGCUUAUGCUCAGGUCAUGAUGCUGGACACCUUCCUCUCUUCUGAGACCAUCAGGAAUGACGUCAUUAGACUGUUACGUCAGAAGAAUGCUUUUGGUGAGACCCCAUUCAUGACAGCCAUUGCCUAUCAGAAUUUCACCGGAGCCUACAAGAUACUAGUCUUCAUAGAUGAGCUGGAAUCAUCCUCUGUCUCCCCCUCCCCCCUCCUCACUGAGGCCUGUCUCUCCAGAAACAGAGCAGGCAUGACACCAGUACAACUCUUCUUUGCUAGCUACAGCACUUGCUACGACAUUCAACAGAUGAAGCUCUACAUAUCAAGUCUCCCUCUCGGCUACACUGCUCAGCAGCUCCUCUCUCUUUUUAAAGAGUUCUAUCCGUCCGUUUAUAAAGCCGAGAUCACUCGUGAUUAUGAUGACGAUGAUGUUGUUGAUCCGCCGGACGAGGCCAGUGACCCGGAGUCGGACGACGGAGGAGAGGGUGGGGAGCAGGGUGCACCUGCUACUGCCAGCGCUCCUCCUCGUGUUCCUCAAGCACAGAGAAGAGGGACUAACUUACAUGCUACACCUUUAAUGGAUAAUAUACCGUUCCGUGGUAUGGUCUACUUCAGUGAUAUUUAUCAGCUAAGAGCAGCUCAUCUCGAGAUGCAGGAUUUCAGAGUCUUUGCUAAUUAUUCCAAUUCCCGUGCUGGUAGUUUUGGUCAGGCUCAUUCCGUUAGUUUUCUUGCCGUUGGAUUGGAGCCUGAUGAGGCGUGCGAGGAGCAAGGAGAUACCGACGGGGCUUUCCCCACUCUACUGGACGUGGGUCAUGGGGUAGUGUCGAGGGUAACGCCUGCUAGACGCUCAAGAACUGGAGGGCUGAGAGUUGGUUGGGGUACCUCUAAACCUCCUCCUAAUGUUGAAGCAAAGAAAGAACUUAGAAAAAAGAGAGCCUCGGCAGGACUCAGAGAAGCUUGCAAUAUUUUAUGUUCCUUUCUCUCAAGGACCGAGUUUGCUACAGCACUGGAUAAGAAUGGUGAGUCAGUCCUAGCCUCGCUCAUUCACAAUCAACGUUGUGUCGAUUUGUUCAAGUACCUCUCCUGUGCCCCUUCUUACCCUCGCUAUCGCAAGCCACUCAUUCCUUCUAAGCCGGAAAUACCCUUCAAUGAGCCACUAGAGCUCGUAAAAUCUGACACGCCCACUUCCGAUAAACCCGAAGACCCUGAGAAUCCAUCUUCUAGUCUGUGGAGACCAUUUGGGUCCGAGCCCACGCCAAAGACUGUCGUCUUGAGUUUCGGAGAAGGAGCUGCUGCUUUUACCGAAAAGUCCGAAACUCUUCCCUCGUUUACAAUUGAGACUUCAGUACAGCCUCCUUGCAAGAACUAUGACACUUGUUUCUUACACGGUAUUGAUCAUUUGAACGGCUACGAUCUACUCCACAAUACCUUCAUGACCUGGCCGGCUCAGGUUACGACUGUCUUAGGCUUCAACGCAUUCAAGCACCAUGAUACUUGGCCAACCCCAAUAUCAGUUCAGAAGCUCGACUGUUUCGUCAAGCGACUCCUUGUAAGCAACGAAAACAGCUUUGCAACUGCUUUUUUGUACACCAUGAGUCAAAAGAUUAACGCUCUUUUGGUGGAGGGAGUUGAUAUCCUCCCUAUCUAUGAGAAGGGUGGUAAUCUUGAUGGUAUGAAUGAGAAGAACCUCCCUAUGUAUGUGGCUGUGAGAUACCUUGGAUCGCUGGUUAGAGCACUGUCCCUGGAGCACAGUAGGGUGAAGGGUACACUGGUCGAGCUCCCUCCUAGCAGAGAACUGCCUGACAGAUUGAGGAGUCAAGAGAUUAAAGGGAAACUGGUUCAUGAGACUAUGAAAAAAUCCCUCACUUCCUUUUCGUGGCUUGCCAUUGAGGCAAUGGCCAAAGCAGCAGAGACAGCAUGUCUGCCGGUCAGGAUGGGCGUGGCAAAGCCUUUUGGAGCAAACUCUGUGACAUGCGAGUACCAAACAUCAACAAGAGCCUCAUCCUCAUCUCGUGCCGUGGGAGACAAGAGCAAGCACAGGAGCCUUGCACAACAGUUCCACAUACGGACAGCAGUUCGUAACACUGAGAACUCAGGGAAGACAUCUUCAAUAUCAAGUCUACCUGAGUUAGGUAUUAGACUAGUACCGAGACAGCAUGUGAACCAGUCAGGACAGGGAGAGGAGCACGAGGAGUUUGGUAUGGAUCUGUCGGACUCUGAGCUCCCUGGAUCAGAGUUAGGUAAUGAUAGUUUUGAUGCUGCGAAUCAGCGAGGGAACCAGUCAAAUUCGAGGAUGUAUGGGACUCAGCUUGACCUCUACGAGCACGAUACCAUGUCUCUCAUUAACAGCAGUAGCUCAGAGGACGAGGACGACCCAUUUGCCGAUAUAAUGGACGGUGGGUUAGGCACGCACCGUGGACGAAGGGGAAGGAGAGACGGAGAUGAUGGGAUGGACGGGAUGUACCCAUACGCCUGGGCCCUUGAUGGACGGAGGAUAGGGGAGAACACACCUGUUGUGAGACCCUCUUCACCUACUUCAAGCUUUUUUGGUCAGACGGAGAUAACCACGCCCCUCAGCACUAUCCCCAGCAUUAGAUUUGGUUCUGGGUUCCUUGCUCGUACUUUUGCUCGUAUUAUAAAGGACCUCGUCCUCAUUGUAGUCAGACUCUGCACAAGCAAAAGACCACCACUGUAUUUAAUGGAGUUGCCCCGUCAUACUAUUCAGAAGUUACUCCAGUCAACUCUGAACACGCUAGAGAAGACUUGGUCCUGGGUAACUGAUGUACUGGACGUUGCUGAAGGACAACUGCACCAAGGAAAAUCCUUUGAUACACAACGUUACGUUGCCACAUUGAGAGGUAGUAUAAGAGCCUUAUCAUCAUCAGCUUCACCCUCAGUUGUUCAGAGGAUAAUAAACAGAACGGCAAAUAAAAGUUUCAUUGGUUCCACUCCAGGGGAAUACAUGGCAUAUCUACUGCAGUGUCAGGCCAAGGGGAAUAAUGAAGGAACUAUACCUGUCAUUGAUUUAUAUGGUUAUGAACAUGUGGUAUACAUUCUUGAUGCACUUCUCUAUACUCUUGGUACGUGGCCGAAACCAGAGACACAGUUCAUCCUUAAAGACCCUCUUUCACCAGAAGAGCAGAGAGCCCUCGACGAAAAGGAGAAACAAGAGAGAGAAAAGAAGGAGAGAGAGGAGAGGGAGAGGAAGGAGAGAAGAGAGAAGGAGAGAAUCACAAGAGAGAAGAAGAUCAAAGAAGGUCGUGACCCUGAUGAGAUUGACCUCUCAGAGCCGCUCUUCAUAAGAACGGAAUCAGAGGACGAGCGUACUCAGAGAUACAACGCUGAGUUCUUUCGUACGGCCUCAAGUCCCGUGGCUCCAAAAGGUCCUUUUGAAGAGGCCUUCCCUCUCGCUAAACAGCCUCACUUGCUCCAACCAUACGCUUUGAAAGAGCAGCUGUUUGCUAGCAAUCAAGAUCAGGAGAUGAAGGACGAGGAUACUCCUGACACAUCAUCUCUCCCUGUCUCAUACUUACUACUACAAAAUAGAGAGAUCCCUCACCCCAUCACUCUCUCAUGGACUAUGGAUGAUGCCCUGAUAAGAUGGAACACUUCAGUCAGUGUCUUUGCUCACAUAUUCCUUGCUGAAGGCCCUGGAAGUGAGAGCUGUAAUUUCCUUGACACUAGAGCUGGGUUUGCUAGUCGAAUGGCGAGAUUUAGACAUCAGGUGUCUCAGUUAUUUGAGUCCACGCAGGGCGGGAGGAGUGACUGGGCCUCUGUCUCUAACACUCUCUCGAUUCGAGUUCGUCGCGAUCAUCUCUUAGAGGAUUCACUAGAGUGCCUCGGACAUCUCACCAAGUUUCAUUAUAGUCAAGUGAGGGUUAAGUUUGAAGGUGAGGAUGGAUCUGGUCCCGGAGUCAAUAGAGGCUUCUUUGCAUCUCUUGCUAAUGCACUCAAGAACAGCGACAUGAGUGUUCCACCAUGUAACAAGCUAGGCGGUCUGUUCUAUCAGCCUGGUAAAGAGCCAGAGCAGUCCGGACUCUAUUCUCCUCUUCCUCUUGUCCUUCAUCCAACAAUGUCUUCAACAAAGUCGUCGAUUCUUCGUAGCCAGAGGUCUAGCUUGUUCAGAGCCAUCGGCCGGUUUUUAGGUCUCUGCUUCUGGUUCAAGCACACCAUACCGUUCAUGCUCUGCCGCCAUGUUUGUAAAUACUUAUUGGAUAGGGACUUUGCUUGGCAUGAUUUGGCUUUUUAUAAUGCUGAUCUUUAUGACGGGCUCCGUCGGAUGAUGAUUGAUGCUAAAAGUGGCAAAACAAAAGAAGAAUUCCACGCAAUUUACUGCUGCUACUUCGAGGCUCCAGUAUGUGCUCACAAAAUAGGAGUUCAAAACCCUGAGAAUGUUUUUAAAGACCUAAUACCAGGUGGAUCAAAGAUCCCAGUCACACCAGAGCGUGUUGAAGAAUAUGUUCGCCUGUAUGCUAUGCAUGUGAUGUUAAUAUGUGUACGAGAAGAGCUAAUGGCAAUGAGAAGUGGCCUACUGGACAUUAUACCUUCAGAACUAUUGAUAGGACUCACAGCUGAAGACUUUCAACUCCUCUUAUCAGGCGAUUCUGCUAAUAUAUCACUCCAGAGGCUCAAAUCUGUCAUGAAGUUCAAUCACACUCAUGGUCGCCCCGCUACCAUCUGCGAUAGAUUUGAGAAAAUGUUCUGGAGGGUUGUGAGUCAUAUGAACAAUAAUCAGAGACAGCAGUUGUUGUACUUUGCUACUGGUAGUGCGUCCCUACCAGCAACCAAUGACCAAGAGCCUUCCUCAAUAAUUAUCAACAUUGAUGUCAUUGGUGGUAGUAACGUAGAGUCGCUCCCAGUUGCCUCUACCUGCAGCCUGCGUAUGUCCAUCCCCUUGUACCCUUCAUAUAACAUUUUGAAAAAGAAACUAAUGCAAGCCAUUCAGUGUCAAGCAUAUGGUCUAGGUUAAUUACCAAUUACUUUAUUAUUAUUAUUAUUUAAUAUUAUUAUUAUUAUUAUUAUUAAUGUUAUUAAAUUAAAUUAAAUU
This is a messenger RNA of Amphimedon queenslandica, 8229 nucleotides long. RefSeq lists its product as uncharacterized. Gene Ontology annotation, molecular function: ubiquitin-ubiquitin ligase activity. The coding region runs from base 109 to 8151 and encodes 2680 amino acids. The record is from RefSeq and is a predicted model, not a curated record. Gene Ontology annotation, biological process: protein polyubiquitination; positive regulation of canonical Wnt signaling pathway. The transcript has 23 exons. NCBI's taxonomy places the organism in Eukaryota, Metazoa, Porifera, Demospongiae, Haplosclerida, Niphatidae. Gene Ontology annotation, cellular component: cytoplasm; nucleus.